UGCAAGAGGGUCGGUUUGUUCUUUUUCUUCCCGGUACGCUAUUUCUCCAACGCCGUAGCCAAGACUCAACGAGAUUCUGAUUCAACAGUUGCGUGAUUCAACGCAUCCUUUAAUCCUCCUCUUUGGAUCAACCCACCCGUCGUUAUAAAACAUUGAUCGGAUUCGAUCGAGCGAUUUCGAUAUUAAGGAAUCGCGAGAUGUCAAUCCGAAUUCCACAACCAGCAGCUUCUUUGGAUUUUCGCGGUUUCAUCUUCUGUUUCUUCAUCUUCUUCUUCUUCAGCUCGUUCCCUGGAACAAUACUAACACAAGAAGUUACAUUAGAUUCGAUUCAGAUUUUCCAAACUCACGAUUGGUUCUCGAGUAAGCCUACAGUCUAUUUCCAAUGCAAAGGAGAGAACAAGACGGUGUUGCCUGAUGUCAAAAGCACCAAUGUCUCUUAUUCGUUUAAAGGCGAAGAGUCUUGGCAGCCCUUAACCGAGCUUAAAGGAACAAAAUGCAAGAGAUGCGGAAUUUAUGAAGAUGACACCCUUACGCAUGAUACAUUUGACGAAUGGGAGCUUUGUCCUUCUGAUUUCACAGAUGAGGGUAGCUAUAAGCGUAUCAAGGAUAAAGAAUUUAAUGCUACUUUCCUCUGCCAUGGAUGCUCACAAGUCGGACCUGGUUCGAAUAAGGAAUCAGGCAAUGAGAAGGAAGAAGAUAAGGGCGGAAUGCAUCCUGCAAUUGUGGUACUGAUUGUAGUUCUCGUGUUAGGUGUAGCUACGGUGGUACUCUUGGUAGGUUAUAAGUAUUGGAGGAAGAAGAAACGGCAACAAGAGCAGGCCCGGUUUCUCAAGCUGUUCGAAGAUGGUGACGAGAUUGAAGACGAACUUGGCCUUGAAAAUACCCUGUGAAGCUCACUUCAGUGUGGCGUAGUAACUCAAAGUCACCUCUGUGUACAUACAUACAGAACUUCUUGAUCGACCUCACAAGCAGGAUUUUGUUUUUGGGCAGAAAUAGAGACGAGAAAAAGGAUACAAUGCUAUAUACUAUCAUCAUUAGCUUCAUCCAAAGACAAAUUCAAUGUUGUUCUUUCUUGUCAUAAUGUUUGGCAAUCGUUGAAUCCUUUUUCACAAAAUAUUUUGCAAAUUAAUCGUCACGGUAGACUAAAAAAAAAAAAGAUUCAACGAGAACUUUAUAAAUUUUUGUUCAAUACCAAACAAAUUUCUGAAAAGUAACAUAGCAGAGUUUGAGAGUUGACUAGAAACAA
Camelina sativa (false flax) is the source of this 1246-nucleotide messenger RNA. RefSeq lists its product as uncharacterized. Lineage: Eukaryota; Viridiplantae; Streptophyta; Magnoliopsida; Brassicales; Brassicaceae. The record is from RefSeq and is a predicted model, not a curated record.